GUGCAGGUCAUCAAGAUGCUGUCUCUGAAGAGCUAUAAGUGGGAUCGUUUGGAGCCCGGCAGGCGGUACUGUGUCACCGUGCGAUUCUACGACGAAAACGAGGACAUUUACUCCAACUUCAGCCUGCCUCAAUGUGCUACAAUACCAGCCAUCUUCUCUCCAGACCCGCUGAUCUCGGGCAUCUUGUGCUCGUUCGUGAUCAUCAUCGUGUUCUGCAUCUUCCUGCUGAUCGUGACCGGGUUCAUCUGUCUGAGACGGAGGCUGCUGCCGUCGGUUCUGAACCACACGCCUGUCCGCCCCUCCCACACUUGUUAAGAAUACCUAAUGCUG
Molecule: messenger RNA, 330 nt
Organism: Oreochromis niloticus (Nile tilapia)
Lineage: Eukaryota; Metazoa; Chordata; Actinopteri; Cichliformes; Cichlidae
Product: interferon alpha/beta receptor 2-like
Exons: 3
Coding region: 16-315 (99 amino acids)
Source: RefSeq, a predicted model, not a curated record